Messenger RNA from Loa loa (African eye worm), 408 nucleotides. RefSeq lists its product as hypothetical. Bases 1 to 408 code for a protein of 135 amino acids. The record is from RefSeq and is a predicted model, not a curated record. The transcript is spliced from 4 exons. NCBI's taxonomy places the organism in Eukaryota, Metazoa, Nematoda, Chromadorea, Rhabditida, Onchocercidae.
AUGGCUGUUGGUGAUAUUAAUAUUAGCAAAUUAAUGGGUAAAUGGUUUGUGGUAGUUGAUACACCAAGCAUUCAUCAGGAGUAUUGUCCAAUAUUUUAUUUUGAAUUAUUGGAUAAAACACCUUAUACGGCAAUAUUUACGGUACGACAAUAUUCGCGAAAUACGGAAAAGAUUAAAAUUUUGGAAGGAUAUGGAAGAAAAAUGGGUCCAAAUCCGGCAGAAUUACUUAUUAACACUGGUCAUCCAGCUGACCCAUGUCCAUAUUCGAUAAUACGUAAUGGACCAAUUAAUGAUAAUGAUCAAUAUGAUUAUAUCAUUCUAACACAACCGCUGAAAUAUCCAAUUAUAGUUCUUGCACGUGAUCCGGUUGAUUUUGAAAAUAAAUAUAAGGAAGAGGUAAAAGGAUGA